AUGAUUACAGAACCAGAUCUUACUCCAAGAGUCAAUCCUCGUUUUGCACCAGAACGUGGUACUAAAGUUGCUGUAUCUCAAGAGUUUGUACGCUCAACAAGAGAAGAUUUACUCAAACCUUCGCCAAGAAAACAGCAAACGCGCUCAUAUUCACAAAAAAUCGAAGCAGAUAAAGUACUAGUCGAUAAGUUAAACGAAAAAUUAGAAAUGUACGAUCGCUCGCACAAAGUUAAAAGUAUAAUUUAUUCACAAGAUUAUGAUGAACACUAUGCCAUACCAUUACAGAGGAGGAUCAAUCAAGCACUCGAGAAAGAGAAUUACGAGAAGUACCUUGAAGCAAAAUAUAAAAAUAUUGACGAACUUACAAAACAUCCAGUGCCAGUGAACUCCGAUAGAGAGUCUGGACAUAUAGAAUUACUUAGAUAUUCUGUUAAAGGAUUACAUGAUCCAGGAAACAAAUACAGAGAACAAUUAGAAAAAGAAAAUUCUUUUGAAGAAUUUCUUGCCAAAGCAAAUGGAGAGCCUCUUCCUGAAAAGAAAGCUAAGUCACUCAAUACUCUUGACUACAAACGCUAUGAUCAGAUGGUUCAUACCAGAUUUUGGCUUGGAACGGAAAGUACUAAUAAAUACGGGCGCAAAGCAUUCCCAGACAGGCUUCCAGAAACAAUGAAGUUAGAAACAUUCCCAGAUCAAGAAAAAUAG
Messenger RNA from Trichomonas vaginalis G3, 702 nucleotides. RefSeq lists its product as uncharacterized. NCBI's taxonomy places the organism in Eukaryota, Parabasalia, Trichomonadida, Trichomonadidae. The record is from RefSeq and is a predicted model, not a curated record. Bases 1 to 702 code for a protein of 233 amino acids. The transcript has a single exon.